AUGGAAGAAAGCGUGAAACUGAGGGUGCCUCCACUCACUGGACAACAAGAACAGCCAUUAGCUCUGAUCAAUUAUCUGUACAUUGGUCACUUCUUAGCAAGAUGGGGUACCAGAAUGUGGGAAUUCUCUGUUGGUUUAUACAUGAUCAAUAUUUGGCCAGAGUCCUUGCUAUAUGCAGCAAUAUAUGGUGCCGUUGAAUCUGCCUCCAUUGCUGUGUGUGGUCCCAUGAUUGGAAGAUGGGUUGAUAAGUUGUCUUCUCUUAAGGUUUUACAAUUGUGGUUGGUGACACAAAAUCUCUCUUUUGUUAUUGCUGGGGCCUCUGUAGUUGCCUUACUCAUCCACUCAUCUUUGAAGUUUACACAUUUCUCCAUUUUCAUGCUGCUUGUGUUGCUAAUCAAUGUCUGUGGUGGCAUUGGUGUGCUUUCAACGCUUGCUGGUACAAUCCUGAUUGAAAGAGAAUGGUUGUUAGUUAUAUCCGAAGAUCAGCCCCCAGAAUUGCUUACAAAGAUGAAUUCAGUCACAAGACGAAUUGAUCUGUGUUGCAAACUUCUUGCUCCUGUCAUAACAGGGUUCAUAAUAAGCUUUGUAUCACUAAAAGCAUCUGCUAUAACUUUAGCACUAUGGAAUACUGUCUCUGUUUGGGUGGAGUAUUGGCUUUUCACAUCUGUAUAUGAAGGGAUUCCAGCUUUAGGCCAAAGCAGCCAGAAAAGGAUUGCAAGAUUUUUACAAUGUGAUCAAGAAAUGAACAAUCUAACUUCGGAGGAAGAUAGCUUGCUUCCUGUUACUGACUGCAGCUCAGAAUUGGCAGAUAGUAAAUGGAACAAAAAAAUUUCUCAGAAAAUUUCAGAGAAUCCUUAUAUUGCUGCAUGGAGAGUUUACUUACAACAAGAAGUUGCACUUCCUGGACUAGCUCUGGCUUUGCUAUUUUUCACUGUACUAAGUUUUGGAACUUUGAUGACAGCUACCUUAGAAUGGGAAGGAAUACCUGCAUAUGUUAUUGGACUAGGAAGAGGAAUAAAUGCUGUGAUUGGAAUAGCUGCAACAGUUGUAUACCCUAUGCUACAAUCUCGUAUAUCAACCAUUAGAACUGGACUUUGGUCGAUAUGGUCUCAGUGGACUUGCCUUCUUCCAUGUAUAGCUGCAAUAUGGAUCCAAAGUGGCUUUCUAUCAUCAUAUAUUCUGAUGGGAAGUGUAGCAACUUCUCGGCUUGGAUUGUGGAUGUUUGAUUUGUCAGUUCUUCAACACAUGCAGGAUCUUGUUACUGAAUCCGAUCGUUUGAUAGUUGGAGGUGUUCAAAAUUCACUUCAGUCUUUGAUGGAAUUGUUGGCCUAUGUUAUGGGAAUCAUAAUAUCUGAUCCACGGGACUUCUGGAAAUUGGCUGUAAUAUCUUUUCAAGCAGUCACAUUAGCUGCUUUCCUGUACUGUAUCCAUUCAUACCAUGUAAGAAAGCACCUCUUCCACUUUGACAGAAUGUUGUAUGGGCUAAAUGUUUUCUAA
Messenger RNA from Vigna radiata var. radiata (mung bean), 1497 nucleotides. Its product is annotated as solute carrier family 40 member 1-like. Gene Ontology annotation, molecular function: iron ion transmembrane transporter activity. The record is from RefSeq and is a predicted model, not a curated record. Gene Ontology annotation, cellular component: membrane. The coding region runs from base 1 to 1497 and encodes 498 amino acids. The transcript is spliced from 8 exons. Gene Ontology annotation, biological process: iron ion transmembrane transport. NCBI's taxonomy places the organism in Eukaryota, Viridiplantae, Streptophyta, Magnoliopsida, Fabales, Fabaceae.